AUGAAGCUAGCUCUUUCUUUCAUCCUGUUACUCCCAUUCUUGUCGAUUGUGGUAGCAGAAAAUGUUACGUACGACGGCCGGUCGCUAAUCAUCAAUGGCACUCGUCGCCUAAUCGUCUCGACUACCAUUCAUUACACUCGAAUCAUGCCCGAGAUGUGGCCAGAGGCCAUCCGAUUAGCCAAAGAAGGAGGGGCGAAUACGAUCGACACGUACGUGUUCUGGAAUAUUCAUGAAAUCGAACCUGACAUCUAUAAUUUUGCAGGGAGAAAUGAUCUAGUGAGAUUUGUGAAGCUAGUCCAGGAGGCUGGGCUGUUUCUGAUGCUUCGUAUUGGCCCAUUUAUUGGUGCCGAAUGGAACUACGGGGGUAUACCAGUUUGGUUGCACUAUAUUCCAGGGACUGCCUUCAGAACAGAAAGUGCUAGCUUUAAGUACUAUAUGGAGAAAUUCGUGACGUACAUAGUGAACAUGAUGAAACGAGAGAAGUUCUUUGCAUCACAGGGAGAGACGGGUCCCAUUAUCUUGGCUCAGAUCGAAAACGAGUACGGGCACUUGCAAGGAUUCUACGGGGUGGGGCAUAACUACAGUGAUUGGGCUGCACGAAUGGUCGUCUCCAAGGACAUCGGUGUGCCUUGGAUCAUGUGUCGAGAAGGGGAUGCUCUAGACCCCGUGAUUGAUACUGUUAACGACUUCUACGGUGACUAUUACCACCCAAAUUCUGUAAAUAAGCCCAAAAUCUGGACCGAAGCCUGGACUGGAUGGAUACAAACACAUUAUGAACCGGUCUUCCAUAGGCCAACUCAAGAUCUUGCAUUUGCUGCUGCUCGUUUCUUCCAGAAAGGCGGUAGUGUAAUAAACUAUUACAUGUUCUACGGCGGAACAAAUUUUGGUCGAACCAGUGGUGGCACUAGCGCUAACAAUUUUGCCGUAAUAACGAGUUAUGACUAUGAUGCUCCAGUUGAUGAAUAUGGCUUGUUGAGGUAUCCAAACUAUGGGCACAUUAAGGAAUUCAAUGAAGCUAUCAAGCUAUGUGAGAAUCCCAUCUUGACCGCCAAACCCACCCAAAUCUCACUCGGUCCGCAACAAGAGGGCGCGGUCUGGAGCAAUGUGGCGUCUGGAGAAUGUGUUGCGUUCCUUGUCAAUGUGGACGACAAGAAGGACGCGACUGUAGUAUUUCGAAAUGCCUCGUACCACCUCCCACCUUGGUCUGUCAGCAUUCUUCCUGACUGCAAGAAUGUGGUGUUCAAUACCGCCAAGGUGAGUUCCCAGACUACUGUGCCUGAAAUGGUGCCCGAGGAUUUGAAGCCAUCUCCAGAGCAAUGCAUGGAGGAGAACGAUGCUGGUGGAGAUUCUUCUUCGUCAUUGAAGUGGCAGGUGUUUGAGGAGAAAGUUGGGAUUUGGGGCGAACCUGAUUUCGUCAAAAAUGGUUUCAUGGAUCAACUCGCUGCCACUAGAGAUACUACUGAUUACCUCUGGUACACCACAAGCAUUGAUGUCAAUGAAAAUGAAGGAUUCCUGAAGGAUGGAAGCCAAGUAGCUCUUGAGCUGCAAUUCCAGACCCACUGCCUCCAUGCAUUUGUCAAUGGGGAGUUCAAAGGUACUUCAACAGGUGAUGCUACAAUCCCUAUAGUCCUGAAACCAGGGAGGAAUGACAUCUCCAUAUUGAACACAAUCCUUGGGCUACCUUCUGUAGGCCCUUUCUUUGAGUGGAGAAGAGGUGGACCUAUAAAUGUGAAGCUUGCAGGUUUCAGAAAUGGGACUGUAAUAGACUUGUCUACAAGUAGCUGGAAGUACCAGAUUGGUUUGGAAGGAGAACACCUAGGGAUAUACAAACCAGAAACCACCAACAAUGGGACAUGGAAGCUCCCUCCACAAGUACCCAAGAUGAAGCCUCUCACAUGGUACAAGGCUACUGUGGAGGAACCAUCAGGGAAUGAUCCAAUAGGGCUGGAUAUGAUCAGCAUGGGCAAAGGCUCUGCCUGGCUGAAUGGACAGCAGAUUGGGAGGUACUGGCUCAAGAGAAGCAACAGAGUUGGAACCUGUGUUGGCCAUGUUGAAGAAUGCGAUUACAGAGGCCAAUAUGCUAGGGAGAGAUGCACAACUGGUUGUGGUGAACCUGCUCAAAGAUGGUACCAUAUCCCGCGGUCGUGGUUCAAGCCCUGUGGCAACACCCUGGUGGUCUUCGAAGAGCAAGGAGGAGACCCGACUCGACUCAAGCUCUCGAAGCGUAGAAUCUCGACCGUCUGCGCUUCUGUUGCUGAGGAUUACCCUAACUUGCAAGGAAAUGCCACCGUGCAUCUCAAGUGUCCUAAAAAUAGACACAUCUCUCGUAUUCGAUUCGCCAGUUUCGGGACACCAACUGGGUUUUGUGGGUCGUUCAAGAAAGGAGAUUAUCAUCAUCCAGAUUCGGCUUCCGUUGUCGAAAAGGCUUGCUUGAACAAGAAUGGAUGUGCCAUACAAGUUUCAGAAGAGAGCUUCAACAAAGGAAUGCUUACUGGUGCUACCUCAGCCACAAUGAGACUUGCAGUGGAGGCAACCUGUGGCUCAAGCAAAGGGAAUUUAAGGUCUCAAAUGACACAGACGAAUUAA
Messenger RNA from Linum trigynum, 2586 nucleotides. Lineage: Eukaryota; Viridiplantae; Streptophyta; Magnoliopsida; Malpighiales; Linaceae. The record is from the annotation of a GenBank genome assembly.